AAUUCUCCUAAUUAAAUAUUUAUAUUUUGAAACGGAGAGUAUUAUAUAUUUUGCAUUAAAAGCUUAUGAUGUUUUCGAAGUAAUUAUCAUUGUAGCAUCUGCACAAUAACGAUGAAAUCGAACGGUCAUAAAUGAAAAACAACAGGCUUCCGGAUCAAGCAACGUGGCUCAACCUCGUCUCGACUCCUCUCAUAGUCACGGACACGUGUGGUCAAGCCAACUUAGUUCAUAUACUCUCUCUUCUCCCUACUACCAAAAACAAUGUAAUAACAAUUUCAAAAGACGGUGGUGAGAGAGUACAAGAAAAAAAAGCAAGAAGAUAAUUCUACGGAAAAAAUGUUUUCAGCUAUAGGAAGUUUAGUGAAACUCAUCUUCAAGAACUUGGACGUCAUCGCUGGACCUAUCAUUAGCUUGGUUUAUCCUCUAUACGCAUCAGUGAGAGCAAUAGAGUCUAGGACCGGUGGAGACGACAAACAAUGGCUCACUUAUUGGGCUCUUUAUUCACUUAUCAAACUCUUUGAGCUCACUUUCUACAAAGUCAUCGAAUGGAUACCGUUAUGGCAAUACGCGAAGCUAGCUUUAACCAGUUGGUUGGUGUUACCGGGCUUGAGCGGCGCUUCUUAUCUCUAUAAUAACUAUGUGCGAUCAUUCCUUUUAAGCCCACAUAGUGCUAACGUGUGGUACGUACCAGCUAAGAAGGAUGAUGAUGACUUGGCAGCAGCUGCUGGGAAAUUUACUCCGGGCGAGCCUACAGAAAAGCAUGUUAGCUCGGUAUGACUUCUAAACUAUGUCUAUAAUUUUGUUAUGACCUAAGUAUUGUUUGAUCUGAAAACUUGAUGUUUUGUUAAAUUGUUUCUAUUUUCACAGGUGGAUACAUCAGCCAAAUAUGUUGGUGGCUCGGCCUUUGAUGAUACAUAUGUCUACUAGUAAAGCUACUCGUGGCCUGUUGUAACCUUAAUAUGGUUACCCAUCUUCGCAUACCAUAUAGUCUGUAUUUUCCUUUUUAUCUUUGUUUUUUUUUUUUUAAUGUGGUAGAUGUGUAAGCAAGAAAAG
Eruca vesicaria subsp. sativa (arugula) is the source of this 1053-nucleotide messenger RNA. NCBI's taxonomy places the organism in Eukaryota, Viridiplantae, Streptophyta, Magnoliopsida, Brassicales, Brassicaceae. The record is from the annotation of a GenBank genome assembly.